CGGAAGUUGUCUCGGGCGGGGCCCUGGGCAGUGGUCCCUGUCGCAACCCCGCCCCGGAGCCCGGGAACUUCCACUCUGGCCUCACCGUUUCCACCUUUGUACCUGCUCACGUAGGAAGUGUUCCCCACCUGAGCGAGCUACCCUCUUAGCCGCCUGCGCUGAACUGCGAGCCUCUUGGGAACCGGGACCGGCCUGGGCGCUACUAGUCCCCGAGGGUUCCUGCGCCCGAGGACGGUGCAGACUUGCUGGACACCAAAUGUUAAAUCAAACGUAGGAGUUACUGACUGAGGACCUGGAAGCGCCAGCCAGUGGGUAAAAGCCACACAUUUGCCGUUACCGAGUCAGCAGGCUUUACUGGGGUGUCAGCUGUGUGCAGGUUCGGGGGCGCACACAGAUGUCUCGGUCUUCAAAGCAUCCCAGCUCCCAGACCGCAUGUGUGCGUGCAGUGCCUUCCUACCCUUCUUUUUAUAGCCAACGAGACGGAGACCCGGCAAAGAACCGUGUCCUAACAGACACACAAAGGCUAAUAAGGCCACUUGGCCCCCCAAGACCUGUUGGAGAUGGGGAAGUCUCAUUUGCACGUGGCGAUGGGAUGUGACUUGAAGGGAAUUAGGACAGCCGGGACUGCGUCCGGGAAAGGCGCAGUGCGCGCCGCGGGAAACCGUGCAGGUGGCCUGAGGUGAGCAAAUUGGCUGCUUUGAUGGCAGAGUCAGAGGAAGUGGCAGAUUGGGUCCGACUGCCUCCCAGCGUUUGCAGGGGCCAAGGAUGGGGCUGCCUCCCAAGAUCCAGAUGUGAGCCAGCCGGAAGACAGAGUCAGCAAGGAAUCCUCAGAUCCUGCCUAAGAGAGCCAACUGCACAGGAGCCGUGCGGGAGGAGCCCACAGGUGCAGAAGCGCCAUGGAUGGGAAGGCUGCGGGGGCUCCCCCGGACUUCCACUUCUACCCCAUGGAUCUGUAUGACCCCGAGGACCGGCUGCACCCCUUCCCAGAAGGGGCCACGCAGACAGGAAGGGAAGCCUACGCCGAGAUGGCUGAGGAGGCCAGCGAGCCCGGGGGCGUGGCCCUGGGAAAGGCCCCGAGAGCCCAGGAGGAGGAGGUGGACGAGCUGGUGCAUCUGUACGCCCUCGGGGGUGCGGGCGAGUGGGGCUCCGAGCUGGCAGACGGGAGCGCUCCCUGCGCGGAGGUUCCGGAGCAUCUGCCGCUUGGGGCGCAGAGGGACUGGCGAAGGGGGCCCGAGGCCGGGGAGCGCAGCUGCCCGGGCUGGGGCGCCGCGGGCCCGGGCCGGGACCUGCGAGAGGCCUACGGGUACGCGCACGGCCGGGCCAGCGAGGAGUACGAGUGCUAUGUCAUCCCCGAGGAGGAGGACGAGGACGAAGCCGCCCUGGUCUUCUGCGUCACCUGCAAGGCGCCAGUAAGGGCGCUGGAGGUUUCGGACGAGCACGGGGAGCACGAGGUGACGGCCCUCGACAAGGCCCUGGAGAGCGCCAAGGAUGAAGUUCACAAAAACAUGUUCAAACUGGAAAAGCAGAUUCUCGAGAUGGAGAAUUUUGCAAAUCACUUGGAGGAGGUUUUCAUCACGGUGGAGGAGAACUUCGGGAGACAAGAACAGAACUUUGAGUCACAUUACAAUGAGAUCUUGGAAACACUCGCUCAAAAAUAUGAAGAAAAAAUGCAAGCUCUGGGGGAGAAAAAGAAAGCCAAGUUGGAAGCCUUGUAUGGACAGCUGGUCGGCUGUGGGGAAAACCUCGACACCUGUAAGGAGCUCAUGGAAACCAUUGAGGAGAUGUGCCAUGAGGAGAAGGUUGACUUCAUCAAGGACGCUGUGGCCAUGGCUGACAGACUUGGGAAGUUCCUGAAUACAGACACAGACGUGGAGAUCACUACACAGCCCGACUUUGAAGACCAGACUCUGGACUUCUCCGACGUGGAGCAGCUCAUGUGCUCCCUUCACACCCUCCCGGCUCCUUCUGCUCCAGUGAUAAACCCACAGGCCCCCAACUCUGCCACGGGGUCCUCCGUCCGAGUGUGCUGGAGCUUAUACUCUGACGACACUGUGGAGAGCUAUCAGCUGUCCUACCGGCCAGUGCGGGACAGCGCACCCGGGAAGGACCAAGCAGUGUUUACAAUGACUGUCAAGGAAACGUACUGCUCAGUGACAAAUCUUGUGCCAAACACCCAGUAUGAAUUUUGGGUCACAGCUCAGAACAAGGCCGGCUCCAGCCCCACUAGUGAGCGUGCAGUGUACAUGACAGCGCCUUCCCCUCCCAUCAUAAAAAGCAAAGAGAUACAGAGCUGCGAAGAGGCCGCACUCAUCUGCUGGGACUCUGGAAACCUGAAUCCUGUGGACUCGUACACAGUGGAGCUGACGCAGGUGGAAACACCCGAAGCCUCGGGUGUAACCGAGUCGGUGGUGGGCAUCCCAGCCUGCGAGUCCCUGGUGCAGCUGCAGCCCAGGCAGAGCUACACGAUGUCCGUGCGAGCCCUCAACAUGGGGGGCCCCAGUGCCAGGAGUGACCCCGUGACAGUCCACACCACAGGCAGCCGCUUUCCCCUGAACCAGCACACCUGCCAUCCCUGGCUGACCGUGGCUGACGACGGGUUUACGGUGGUGCGAAGCGAAAGGGAAGCCCCCCCGAAGGAGCCGCUGCCUGGCAACACCCGGUUUAGCAGGUGUGUUGCCAUCAUGGGGAAUCUAAUUCCAGUCCGAGGGCGCCACUACUGGGAGGUGGAGGUGGAUGAGCGGGCCGACUACACAGUGGGCGUGGCCUUUGACGAUGUCCCUAAAGAGGAGGACCUGGGAGCAAACCGCCUGUCUUGGUGCAUGAGGCACAGAUUUGCAUCAUCGAGGCACGAGUAUGAGUUCCUGCACAACAAGACGACUCCAGGUAUAAGAAUAACAGUGUCCCCAAGGAAGAUCGGCGUUCUGUUGGACUAUGAAAACUCAAAAUUGUCCUUUUUCAAUGUGGACAUUUCUCAGCACCUUUACACGUUCAGCUGUCAGCUCCAUGGAUUUGUGCAUCCCUGUUUUUCUCUGGAAAAGCCUGGCCGUCUGAGGAUACGUAAUGGCAUCGCAAUGCCCACGCACGUCACUUUCUAUUAGACCGUCCUGAUGCCCGGCUUCCUGUCGCUGUUGUGGUCCCUCCCCUCCCAGCCGCUCAGCCCUCAGCCCGUGGGCCGGGCACUGAAGCACCACGCACCCGGCCCCAGUCGGCUCCCGCUCUCCUCUGGCAGACGGGUGUGCUGACGCUCGUCUCGGCGGACCUGGGCUCCAGGCCCUCGCUGCCGCCCGUGUGAUGUUCGGUGCGUCCCCACCAGGCCCGGCUGUCACGUGAGGGCUCUGCCAGCGUGAACCCAGAGGUCCUUCAAGUGGUCAGGCCGUAGCGGUCUAUUUUUUUAUAGGCAAAGUGUCUGAAUCUCCAAGGCCUACAGAGCUCAGGCUGAGGGCGAGAGAAUGGGAGGGAGGCGUGUGACACCGGUGCUGUGUCACCACGGCCGGGAACAGACCUGCAAAGACGAGGGGCCGUCCACAAAGAAAAGCGGGGAAGCCAUGCGCCUUCCCCUCUCCUGUGUUCCCAGCACUGUCGGCGCUGUGAUGAGGGUCUCCCGCUGCGCAGUGACGCCGUCCCUGUCCUUCACCGAACCCCCCCGCUCAGGCUUUGCAGUGCCCUCUGCCGUGCCCGAUUCCGUGAAGGCGGGUCGGGGUCUGUCUUGUUCAUCGUCCAGUCCCUGAGGCCUACCCCGUGAUGAACAGGUUCCCACCGCCUCUGGGAUGAGUCCGUGUCCUCUCCAUCCAGCCACCGCCCGUGGGUGCGCUCUCCCUGCUCUUCGGCUGAGGGACGGUGGGGCCCCCUCAAAACCAGCACAGGACGCGCGGCCGGGAGACACCACGGAGGGGAGGCGGUAGGAAGGCACAGAAGGGCCCCUGCAGCUUGAUGGCAAGAAGGGGACACGGACUACUCCGUACCACCACAUGGAUGCACUUUCGCUGCAUCGACGACGGGCCGGGGAAGGAACAAGGAACACACAGACGUGAGUGGCAGCUGAUCCUAGGAGCCGUCCCAUAGAGAGACCAUCCCAUAACGAGAACCAGGUUCGAAAUCAGAAGACCCACACUGGAUCGCUAGUCUGUAGCUGCUUUGCCUUCAACCCUAGAAAAGUCCCACUAUCUUGAAGCGCUCCUGUUUCCCUUUAAACAGAGAAAAACUAGUACUUGUUUCAUAGGACAGGAAGAUUCCCAGCGACCGUGAGAGGGCACGACAGUGUAGGGCGCAGAGCGAACGCGCGGCAGCUUCUGGAGACAGCAGCCCACCGAGACCCGAGACAGCUCUGGCGGGUGGCCUCCCGCCGGCAGCUCUGGGACUUCCGGCCCGGCUGCUCUCGUGCCAUCCUGCGACCGCGGGACCCGGCCCCGCUGGCUGCAUCCCCAGUUCUGCAGCCCCAGAGGGCGGCCGUCUCUCAGACUCUGCACACAGCACCUCCCCGUCGCAGAGCGAGUGACUCGUCUGUGAGGAAUUCGCAGACCGUUCUGUGUCCUGCCCUGUGGAGGCCUCUCGAAGCAGACAUCACCUCAUCACUCCGGGCUUUCUGUGAACUGCAAACGCCAUGGCUCUAGAAUCUUCUGUUUCCUAGCACACUCGAAGUCCGACAGUGAACACCCCUCCUGUCUCCAGCUCGGCCUGUGAUGUGAGCAGCAGCUCAGAUCCCUGACUUCACAACCCACCUUGACGAUAUCCCAGCUCCUUAGUCGCACACACACACGCACACGCGCACACACGCGCACACACACCUGCCUGCCACGCUGCAUCACUGGCCUGAAAUCAGGAAGGUACGGCCCGCGUGAGCACAGACGGUUCAGGUCACAGACACACGCGUGCAUCCAACCCUGUUCUCAGCUCCAGAGGCAGAAACUGCAGCAGGAAGUAGGACAUCGC
Molecule: messenger RNA, 4929 nt
Organism: Neogale vison (American mink)
Lineage: Eukaryota; Metazoa; Chordata; Mammalia; Carnivora; Mustelidae
Gene: FSD2
Product: fibronectin type III and SPRY domain containing 2
Exons: 14
Coding region: 897-3098 (733 amino acids)
Molecular function (GO): protein binding
Source: RefSeq, a predicted model, not a curated record